CUGCAGGGGAUUACAGUCAAAGUCCUCGCACUCUUCACACCAGCAGCUCACCCACUGACCGACUCACGAUCCGGAAGGCUCUGGAUGCUUUUGUGACGAUCCAACCGAGGCUUUAAAGGCUGAGGCGAACUGAUAUUUCCGCCGUGAUCAUCUGGAAAAUGUGUAUUUGCGAGUAAAGAGUUGGAGUUGGUAAUUGGAACCAACAGAAGCUGAAUAUUUGCUCUGAGAAAAGCUUUUUAGAUUUACAUCAGCUUUGUUUUGUCUUAACUCAACUACACUUUUUACAGAGCGUUUUCGAGAGAUUUAAAGAGUUUCUAAGACUGUAAACAGUCCAACCCAACUCUAGGAAUUGCCACAACACGUCUUGCAAGGUCUUGUUAGAAUCUUCCAACAGCAGAGUAGAUUUCUACAGCAUUAGGAAAAACACAAGACAAGAAAAAACACCAAUUUCUGGAGACCCUUCUGUUCUGUCACCAUGAGUACCGGUGGGACUACCACUAUUUCCCCAAAGGAGCCUCAGGCUUUCAAGCGGGCGGUACGGAAGAUUAAAUGUGCCGCAAUGGUGGCCAACUUGGCCAAGAGCUGGCAGGGCUGGGCCACUGAGCACUCCGGUGCGCAGGACGCCAUCCCGAGCGGCUGGAUGCCAGCAUCUGUUGAAGCGGUGGAUAUAAAAGAGCACAACCAUGAGGUCAAACUUACUCUAACCCCGCGUGUAAUCGCAGCUGACAUCAGUGACACCGGUGACACAAGUGGGAGUAAGAUCCGGACCGGUUCUGUAACCAAGACUGUGCAGCCAAAACGCAGCGAGUGCAGCAGCAGCGUUGUGGUCAACGCCAUCCGAGGCAAGAUGGAGGCGGGUCCCGAUGAGAGCAAGCCGUUCCUGGGCAAUGAGUCACCGACACGGCGGCGCCAGAUGAGGGCUCUGCAGAACGGCGGAGGGGGAGCGAUCCAAGACAGGAAGCUUUUGCUCCAAGAGAAGAAGCUGGGGUCAAGGAGCAGUAGCGUUGACACUGAGGACAGCGGGCUGGGAGAGGAGGCCGCGCUCAGCGACAACAGCGAAUCAAAAACUGAGCUGGGCGUCAUCCAGACCAAGAAACAGACCAACAGGCCCAAGAUCAAGAUUACCACUACGAAUGACAUCAAAAGCCGCUGGCAGCAGUGGUCUGUGCAGCACAUGGAGGGCCAGAAGCUCAACCCCUUCAGCGAGGAUUUUGACCACGAGUAUGCCAUGGCCCAGCGCGUCCGCAAGGGCGAGUCCGGCUACGGUCGACCCAAAGACGGUUCCAAGACGGCCGAGAGAGGCGACAGGGCCCAGAAACACAUCCACAGGGAGAUGGAGGAGAUGGUGUGGCUUAUCAGAGACAUGGGCUUCAAGGACAAGGAGGGGAGGACCAUCAUUACCUUCGGCCGGCUCUUUGACCGCUACGUGAAGAUCUCAGAUAAAGUGGUGGGCAUCGUUCUGCGCUGCCGCAAACACAAGAUGCUGGACUUUGAAGGGGAGAUGCUGUGGAAAGGACAGGACGAUGGUGUCAUCAUUACACUGAGGGACUGAGGACGGACGCCAUGUUUUGCGAAAAUUCUCAGUGACUUCAAGAGUACAAAAAAAUGCCUGUCACAUAAAGUAAAUUGGUAGACGUAGGCUAGCUGUCUUUUUAUCUCUCAGAAAUUUGCCAAAAUGAAACAAAAUAACGCUGUAAAACUGGUAUUUUGCAUUUUAUUAAUGCUUGACAUAACUUUGACUUGCAGUGAAAGGUUAUUGUCGCCUAAUGAUUCUAAUGUUGAAAGAUAAUACACACAUAGGCUACAUAAAGAAGCAUCAGUAAAGACAAAUAGAAAUAAUAUAGGCCUACAUAAGUUAUUAAAAGGCAUAUGAGUGUAAACAUGGAGGCUACACACACACAAACACACUCUCAAACCAGACUCAUUAGUUCUUCUCAUAUACCUGACAAGUCAUCCGGUGAAGGGAAGCUAUCUCUAGCAUAGUAACCAUGCUAACCAUGCUAGCUAUGCUGCUACAAUAUCCUGGGAGCCUCAAGCAUCCAGCACGUCAUGCCAGGAAAGCUUCACUCACACUGGGGCUGAAGAAACUUUGAUUUCAUCUAUUUAUUCACAGAAAAGUCUUUGUUUUGUCCUCUAAAGCUAAUUGUGUUGUAUACAAUUGAACAAUGGUAGCAUGAAGUUAGUCUCGUCACGGAAUAUUUGGAACUUGUUGGUGUUUCAGAUAGACUUAAUGCUAACAGGACAAGAAUUGCAGAGCAAUUUGAUCAUUUUUUGUCCAAUUUUGAUUAAUAUUGCUGGCAGAAUUUAAAAUGAAUGAGCAAAAUUUUGCUAAAAUCUACACUAAAAAAACAAUGAAUUAGUAUUAUAAAUAAAUGUUCAGUUACCAUUUAACGUUUUAAUUAUUAUUACUUGUGUAUUUUAUAUGAUAUUAUAAAUGUAAAACAUUUACCAAAUUUGAAAAAUGUCACCUUUUUUUUGUUGGAAUAUCUUUUUAAUACAGAGACAUGUGGAUGUAUGUGGAGAAACCACACUUUUUCUGGAGCACAAUAAUCAUCUGUGAACUGUUCUCUAGCCAAAGUUUUGCUAGAUUUGUGUGAACACGGUCGGCUUGAGCUCAGUAAUGGAAAUCUUAACUGUUAUUUUAUGUUUGAAAAAGUCGUGUCUCUUGAGUGUAAGUUUAACGUGUUUUAGUUUUGACGUGAAAUAGUGAAAUGUGUUGAACCUCAUUUUAACAUUUAGGACAUUUACUGUUGGAAUUGUGUUAAAUGAUGUGUUUCAA
This is a messenger RNA of Cottoperca gobio, 2779 nucleotides long. RefSeq names its product actin binding Rho activating protein a (gene abraa). The coding region runs from base 476 to 1552 and encodes 358 amino acids. Gene Ontology annotation, biological process: positive regulation of Rho protein signal transduction; positive regulation of transcription by RNA polymerase II. Gene Ontology annotation, cellular component: sarcomere. The transcript is spliced from 2 exons. NCBI's taxonomy places the organism in Eukaryota, Metazoa, Chordata, Actinopteri, Perciformes, Bovichtidae. The record is from RefSeq and is a predicted model, not a curated record. Gene Ontology annotation, molecular function: actin binding.